AUGGCCGACGCCCGUCUCCCUAGUGUGAGAGCCACAGAACCCUGUUCGACGAAUUCGCGCAAGUCCGAAUCAGAAGACGACGAACUCGAGUCACCAACCACUCACUGCUUCGUAUUGGGAACAAAACCGCGGAGAAUAUUGUCUCGUCGUCCAGUCUCGACCGACGUGCUCCACUGCCUCGACGUCGAGACCCUCAAGCUGUUCAUGAAUGGUCAUAAGCGCACAAUUACACCUCCAAGAAGUCAGUCUGCAGUAGACUUUCGGCAUCUGGCGGCAAGGAAUGCAAAGGUGGAGAUUCCCCAUCUCGGAACUCGGCGCAUCUUUACACCAUCUCCACCUCCCCUUACCCUACUCUAUGCGCCGCGAGCCAGUGGCGACUGUAUGGAUCUCGACCAAACUACUUCGCGUCUUUCGCCCGUACAACAGACUGGUGACAUGGAACUUGAUCAAAAGCCUGGUUUUCUCAAGCCGGUAGAUCCCACCGCGACAAACAAGCCUGUGAUCCUGUCUCAAGAUUACAAGGGAACUGGGAGAUAUAGUACGGACGACGAGAUGCAUACGUCCGGUAUUGACGAGGAGAUAUUGGGUGAACAAGGACCUGCAUCCUUCUUCAACUCUCUUCGAAAGCGCUACUCGACAUGCCUAUCAACUCCGAAGAGCUUUGUAUCUGCCAAAUUUCUCUCGCAGCGUGACUUGGCACAGCUGGCUCGUCCUCCCCCAUUGCACAAACCGUAA
Messenger RNA from Serendipita indica DSM 11827, 735 nucleotides. The record is from the annotation of a GenBank genome assembly. Lineage: Eukaryota; Fungi; Basidiomycota; Agaricomycetes; Sebacinales; Serendipitaceae.